Messenger RNA from Colletotrichum acutatum, 450 nucleotides. RefSeq lists its product as uncharacterized. The coding region runs from base 1 to 450 and encodes 149 amino acids. NCBI's taxonomy places the organism in Eukaryota, Fungi, Ascomycota, Sordariomycetes, Glomerellales, Glomerellaceae. The transcript is spliced from 2 exons. The record is from RefSeq and is a predicted model, not a curated record.
AUGAUCAAUCUUACCCGUGCUUCUCUACUAGAGAAAGAGCACUGGGACAAUCUCCUACCCCUAUCGCCGACCAUCCACGUCUCCAAGAUUUCGACAGAUGGAACACAUAGAGAUCCCCUCGGAGCAGUUAAAGAAAGGCGCGAGGACCAACCUUGCGUCUCCGUUCAUCUCUGUACCGAAAAGGACUGGAAAGGCGAUUGCUGGUGGGCCUGUUUCCGAGAUGGCCUGGAGACGUACCCUAACUGUGAUUGGGGUGGCAAAGUCAAGUCCGCUCGUCCAGGCGAAGGUGCAAUGUGCAAGUUCUUCUUUGACCCGGAUUGUAGUAUGCGAACGAAGAGGCAAGAUAUGAAAUGGCCUGGGGGGAACUUUGAGGGCUUGGGUGACUUUGGCGUAGGGUGCUUUUAUUGCGUGAUGGAGGGAUCAAAGAAAUCAUACUCGAAUUCAAGUUGA